UAUUCGCCUCCCGAAAAUGACUGAAUUUAGCAUUCUGGGCUUCGACCUCACUGAGCAUAUCCUCUCCUUCCUCCCAAUCCCGACCCUCCUCAGAGCAGCCUCCGUCUGCAAGCUCUGGCAUUCCAUCAUCUCCUCCCCUACCUUCUCCUCUCCCUCCGCACGUCCCCAUGCCUUAAGCCAGCCAUGGUUCUUCCUCUACGGCCUCCACAACACCUCCUCUAAGAACCACCAGUCCUUCGCCUUCGACCCUCUUUCCAACCUCUGGUUCCGCCUCCCUUCCUCUUCCUCCUUCCCUUUCCUUUCUCCCACCUCCUCCUCCUUAAUCGGCUCCCAAGGCUUUCUCUUCACCACUGCCCCCUUCUCCUUCUCCCCCAUCCUCCACCGCUUCUCCUACAAUAUCUUCACCACCUCCCCUCUCAACUACUCCCGCGACAACCCCCUCCUCGGCGUCUUCCACGCCAAUUCCGACAAACCCACAUUCAUUGUUGUCGGGGGUGUCAAGUUCAUCGGCAACCUCGUUGAUAUCGAGGACCGUUUGGCCGUUGAGAUAUACGAUCCCCAUCUGGAUUCCUGGGAGAUUUGUCCCCCUUUGCCCGCCAAUUUCAGCUCGGGUAACUCCUCAUCCUUGUCCUCGGCCUUGUUCGGAGGCAAGUUCUACGUGCUUGGUAUCUAUUCUUGUUUCGUUUCGUCCUUCGAUUUGGAAAAUCAUAUCUGGAGCGACGUCCAGACGCUACGUCCUCCUGGGGUUAACUUCUCCUUCUUGCUCUCGUGCCGGGACCGGCUUGUUCUAGCCGGAAUAUGUAAUUCUCCACUUGGGUCGUCGUUUAAUCUGUGGAGGAUUGACGAGAACACCAUGGAGUUUAGCGAGAUUGCAAUCAUGCCUCAGGAUUUGCUUUACAGCUUGUUUGAUAGUGAUGAGGACGAUAAAUUUGCGAGCUUGAAAUGCGUUGGGUUGGGUGAUCUUGUCUAUGUUUUUAACGAAGAGUACCAUAAGAGAUACCCAGCUUGUGUUUGUGAGAUUAGUAGUGAGUCUGGCAAGUGUAAGUGGAGGAGAGUGCCUCCAUUGCCUUCACCUGUUAAUAAGUUUCACAAGGUCAUUAGCUUCUGUUCCACCGUCUCGCUGCAUAAUAUGCUUCGGGUUGGAGAGGAAUUAAGUGAUCGGUGAGGUGCAUGCAUGCUAUGCCUGAGUACUGAUCAAUUCCUCAUUUUACUUGAUAAUGGAUUUGCAAGAUUCAAAUACUUCAAUGAGGGAUAGAUGAUGUCUUGGUCAAAACAAAUAUGUAAUGAAGCUGGAGCUGCUGGGUCAUUUUAUCCGCCUACCACCUGCAUUUUGUUCUCAUUCAUUCAGCAUUCCUAAUAGAUACUCAUCGUUUACAGAGAAGGAAAUCGGACCGAAGCAGGUGUUCGGACUGGUGCUUUUGUUUAAUUCUAUUGGCCUCUGUAUAACUAUAGUUACCACUGCAAUUGUAAUGUAAUUACUCUCUCAAAAAAUGCAAUUAGUCUCUAAAAAUUAUACUGUAAGUAUUUACGUAUUUGAUUUGAUUUGAUUGGUUGAUUUUAAAAUUUGAAUAUUAAAGAAGAUCUUUUUUCCAAUCUUUUGAAUCUUCCACCGUUGGUGUACUUCACGUCCAUUAGAAAAGCGCGUUGGCCAGGCCAAAGUUACUGUUACCCAAACG
Molecule: messenger RNA, 1676 nt
Organism: Juglans regia (Persian walnut)
Lineage: Eukaryota; Viridiplantae; Streptophyta; Magnoliopsida; Fagales; Juglandaceae
Product: F-box/kelch-repeat protein At3g24760-like
Exons: 2
Coding region: 17-1165 (382 amino acids)
Biological process (GO): SCF-dependent proteasomal ubiquitin-dependent protein catabolic process
Molecular function (GO): protein binding; ubiquitin-protein transferase activity
Source: RefSeq, a predicted model, not a curated record